CCCUCCCAAAGUCACAUGAUAAUGAUUCAAGAGCUUGGCAGUCAAUGCACAUUUGCAAUUAUUGGAGCAUCCUGCAAUCUCAACUGCCUUUUGUGCCCUUUGCAGCUUGUGUCUGACAAGCAAAGUCAAUGGGAAAGCCGGCAGGAAGUUGCAAGUUGCUUGACUUCCUCACUUGAUAACCACAGCUGAAAGUGAUAUAGGUAGGGCAUGACCAUGUGAUGUCACAAUUAUUUUGCUGCUUAGCAACAAACUUGCCAAUCCCUCAUUGCUACUGGUGAGGAUUGCCUGUAUGAUUCUGAUAUGCCCGUGAUGGCAAACCUAUGGCACGCGUGCCAGAAGUGGCAGCCCUCUCUGCUGGCACGUACGCCAUCGCCCCAGUGGACUACAAAAAUCCACAGUGGAUCUGACUGCCUUAAGCAGAACAAAAGCAGCAGGUAACUUCCUUGAGCCACUCCUCCUGAGUUUGUAUCUCAGUAGGAAUGAAGUAUUUUUGCUUACCUGAUCUGACUGGCUAUCACUAAGAAUCUUUCUCACAAAAGAUGCUACUUGUUAAUCUGAGUGGAGGGGUGGGGGAGGCAGCAUUGGAACAAUUUUAUGCUUUGUCUCAGGCAGCAAAGUGCUUUGAAAAACUUAGCAACUUGCCUACUUAGUCCAGCUGAAUCCAAAGGACAAGUACAGAACUCUUAACAGGUGCUUUUUGGUUACAACAGCCAUGCAUCGCAGUGGUGGUAUUCACUUACCUUCGCUACUGGUUUGCAAAUGUGAGCAUGUGCGCACGCUUCGCUUACAUGCUCCACAUCUGCAUAUGCGCAAGACCUGCGCAUGCACAGAGCAUCAAAAAGACAUGAUGUCUGGGCGGGUGGGCGGAGCCUCCUGCCAUCGCCACUACCAAACUGCAUAGAACCAGCUGAAUACCACCACUGAUGAUUUAUGCCAGUCAGUCAGUCAGUCAAUCACACCUUAUUGUGACUCGCUGAUCUAGAAAUACAGAUCUAGAAGAAAAGUUACAAUACUACAAAGUGCAAUGUAGCCCGCAUAAUAAAAAGACUGCUUAGUCAUAUGUAGCCUAUUGCACUUGUCUGUGAACAAUGUGUGAAUUCUUCAGGCUUACAAAUGUGAACAACAGUUUAGCUUGGGAUCUUCCUCUUUAUCUGGCAGAAGAAGUUGCAUGUAGAAUUCUUCUGUUUGACGUGGAAAUGUGCUUAGAGGAGGUAUUUGUAUUAUGGGUUCUCUGGAUUCUCUGGGGAUGGGAUUCUCUGGAAAAAUUGCAGUACAGUAGGAUACUAUCCCGUGAUUCAGGACUCCCAUCUCUGUAGGGACAAACUCUUUUAGAAUAGGUGCUUUUCCCUCUGACAUUGCUGAUAGUAAGAUAUUCAACUGCAGUGGUAGAAAGACUCCCUCGCUCCCCAAGUUUGGUAUUUAUAAUUUGAGCCAAUUGAAAUGCUGAUUUAAAAUUAAAUUUGUUAUGCCCCAAUUGUGCUCUUAAUGACAUCUUUGGCCUUUAGCCAAUAUCCAAGCCUGCAUUGCCAUCCCUUUGUUCUAAACUCUGCCUCUGAAUGUACAGCAGUCUUAGGAGCCCUGCUUGAAUUUCUUAGGAAGCCAGCUUGAACAUUCUCCAGUUUCCGCAUAGUUGAGACCUGGAUUUAACUACUAUACAGAGAUGCUGUGAAAAGGUCUUGGCUUCAAAGCAGCUGGAAUAUUUGGGGUUCUUCUAGAGCAAAAGAAAGAGUGGACUGCUACUGAGCUCCUCUGAGCAUUCAAAGCAACCCGAGAAAUAUUUAAUAGCAAAAGGAGUCAUUGCAACUAAUCAACCACAAAUUUCAUAAUGUCUGCUGUUCUGAAGCGGUUGUGUUACAUUGGAUUCCAUGUUCUUCAGGGCCAACAGUUGGCCAGUCACCUGAUGCAAAGGUUUGGCUUUGAGCUGUUUGCUAUACGGGAAACAGAGAGGAAGAGGCAGCAGGCUUUCCGAAGAGGAGAUGCUAUUUUUGUUGUCAAUGAAGAGCGGGAGCUGACUGAGAAAAAGUUUUCAUCUUCAGAUUUACCUUCAGACUGCUAUAAGCAUAAAAGGAUCCUGUAUGAUGUGAACUUGCAGUACAGAGUCAGUACAGCUUCCAAUAUUUGCUUUGAGGUAGAGGAUGUCCCUGGAAUCUCCCGUAAUCUACAAGAGAAAGGCUGCAAGAUCCUUAUUCCUCCCACCACGGAAGCAGAUGAAAAUGGCUUUGUUACUUACUCUGUAGUGAUGUCCAUUGUGGGCAAUGUCAGCCAUACUCUUCUUGACCGAUCCCAGUAUGGUGGGCCAUUCCUGCCUGGUUUCUGUGAAGUUGAAGUUUCCCCCAAGAAAUUCCAGAAGGAGAAGGAAACCGUACAUUUUGACCACAUCACCUAUGCCUGUCUGCAAGGUAGCUCACAAGCUGUGCUGGACUGGUACAAAAACUGUUUUGGUUUCCAGCGCUUCUUCAUCCACCAUCAAGAUGAUGCUGCAGAAGGCUUUCGAAUUCAGGGGGAAGACAUGGGCCUUCGUCUUACUGCCAUGCAAUACAGUGAUGAUCGAUUGUCACCCUUUGAGCCCGACUGUAAAUUUGUUCUGGCUGAGUCACUGCCAAGGCAAAGGAUGGGCCAGGUGGACACUUUCUUACAGCAACAUGAAGGAGCUGGCAUCCAGCAUGUGGCCCUUUAUACUACAGACAUUGUAAGUACUGCUGCAGCCAUGGCAAAGUCAGGAGUAAGCUUUUUCAAGCCAUCCGCAUCAUAUUACAAUGAGAAAAGCAAAGAGAAGGAGAUGCAGCAAAUUGGGCAAGAUCUUCAGCUCCUGAAAGACUACGGCAUCCUUUUUGAUGCAACAAUAGCUGACAAAGGACAGGACAGUAGCCCUAGCCUGCUUGAGAAGCAAUACCUGAUGCAGAUCUUCACUAAACCUCUUUUUACAGAAGAGACCUUCUUCAUAGAACUCAUUGAGCGCCAUGGGGCUGCAGGUUUCGGUGAGGGAAAUGUCCGUGCUCUUUGGAAAUCUGUUCAGGAUUAUAUGGAUCAGCAGCAAAGACCCACUCUACUUGAGAACAAAGCCUGACAGAAUGUUCUUUUUGUUUGCUCAGAGGCGCCUUGAACUGCAAGAUGGGCAGCAAAUAAAUUUAAUAAAUUAUAGCUAAAUAA
Pantherophis guttatus is the source of this 3150-nucleotide messenger RNA. NCBI's taxonomy places the organism in Eukaryota, Metazoa, Chordata, Lepidosauria, Squamata, Colubridae. The record is from RefSeq and is a predicted model, not a curated record.